UUUGAUUGGUUACGCAGCCUCUAACGUAAUGACGGAGGACGUCACCUCACCUCGUCACUACACGUUGACGUCGGUCAGUUUGGAUGUUUGGCGCGAGGGGAGCAGGCUAGCACCAUGGCUAGGACGGGAUGCUAACAAGACGUUAUUUCAACAAUAAAAUUAGUGCUGAACCAACAUGUUAAACAGUGGCCAGUUUGUGGAGGCCGUGGGCCGUCUAGGUUAUCCUGGUGCAUCAUCACUGAAGGCCUCCGACUUCGACUGGUUGUUUGACUGUGCCCCUGAGAACCUUCACUUCUUGCGCUUUGUCUGUCGGACCCUCAACCAGAGCAAUGUUCUCACCACGGAGGAGGUGCAUGCUUUUCAGGAGCUACAGAAGUCCGGCAAGCCAUUUCUCGAUGAAUCAGCCUUGGGCGAGGUCCUUAAAACCACUGGACCUUCGGAUGGGAGCAGUGCUAACAUCUUAGGGCCCUCUUCUUCAUCUUCAUCCUCAGUGUUUGCAGCUGAGGGGGAUGUGGCCAUAGAGGACUUGGAGGCAGAGCUCCAGGCACUGCAUAAAGAGAAAGAGCUGAAGCAACGGCGGUAUAACCGGUUGCAGGUUGUGGCCACCUCCCGUGCGGAUGUUGACCUACGACUAACUUCAGAGCUGGAGAGCGCUGCAUGUAAGCUAAAGGAGGCCAGUGCUUCCAUUGGAGCUGAGAAUGCCGACACCAAUGCUCUAUUACAAAACCUAACAGAUGAGGUGAGAAAGCUUGCUUCAUAUCUCCCUGUUCAGCCAGAGGUUAAGCAAAAAGGAAAAGGAGAACCUAUGGCCCUAUCAAACCCUUCUAUCUCCAAAAGCCCCGCUGUCCUCCUCUCUCAGCUGCCUUUGGACCCCUACCUGCAUCAGGAGGAACUCAACACUAAAACACUGGCUGCCUUCACUCAGAAGCAUUUCUUCCAGGGCAUCUCUGACAUUGUUGAGACUUCUUGCUCUGAGCGCUUCCAAGUCCUUGACCUCAGUUCUUGUGAAGAUAGAGAGGACGAAGAGAAUGAGAGGGAGGAGAGAGUGGUGGAGCGCAGGAGGACAGAGAUGGCCAGACUUCAGUGGUCUCAUAUUGUGGCCCAGCACCAACUGAUGCAGGCCAUGGCAGAGGAAAAGAGUGUCAAGGCUGGACUGGACUGGCUCUCUGAGAAUUCCUCUCAUACCAAGCGCUCUUUCAUAUCUAUCUCUUCACUCUACCAGAGCAUCUCCAUGUCCUCCUCACUGCAUGUCCGUGAGGUUGUGUCCAGGAAGGAGCUGCAGGCAGUGGAGGCUGAGCUGGAGGCUCUGCUCAAUGGACCAGUACCCGCUGCCCUUAGAGAGUCAGCCAGGUUGCUUAAUGUGCCAGUAGUGAGGGGAGACCUGGCUCUGCAACUAGCCAGGCAGGACUACUACACCUCCAGACAGGAUCAGGUACGAGACUACCUACUCCGCCAGAAGGUGUCGUUUGACCUGGUGCUCCUGGGUCAGGAGAUGGAGUUGAGGAGGUGGAGGACGUGUCUUAAACAGCUGGGCGAAGUUGAUGGCAGACUGGUAAAGGAAGGUGAAGCGGCAGCCCUCAGAAUUGAGUCCCUGGCACACCCUGACCUGGCUAUCAACCCCAGGCCUAACCCUAUCAUCAGCUGCAAGGAUGCAGCCUUCAGCAGGCUGCUCCAGAUCCUUGACCACGAUUCAGCCCAUGGUCGAUCGGAGCCUUUUCGGACAUAUGAAGCAUUGGACCACGCUACUCGUGACCUCGCAGGCAACCUCCAGGUGACCCGAGAUGCUCUAGCUGGUGCUGGCCGUGAGCAGUACUACACAGCUGCUCGUCUUUAUGGAGACUGUGAGGUGCUCCACAGGGCAAUGUACACAGAGCUCCAGCAGCUGGUGUUAGGGCCGCAGGUACGUCCAACGGCAAUCACUGACCAGGAGCUGCUCUGUCCCAAUGCACAGGAGCUGACGGUGAAGCUUGUGGAAGCAGAGUCUCAGCUGCAGAGUUUGCAGCACUUAAUGCAAGAAAUAAUGGGGGUGGUUAAAGCCAAGCGUUUUCAGCUUGAGCGCAAUGCCCUCCUUAGGCGGGAGAGGGAAUUGUACAUCUACUUCCACUUGGAUGCCCGGCUGCUGCAGAAAGUAGUGGAAGAUCUGGAGGGCAAAAUGGCUGCGAAGAGAGGGCAGCAGUAGUCUGCGAGAAUGAAUGAGGAGCGCUUAUAGCCAGCACAACCUCAAUGUGCAGUUUCUGUACUAAGGGAGUUAUAUAGCUUGAAGAUAUCUGAUGUGAACACUGUGCUUUCAGUGGAGGAGGCUUACUAAGUAAGCCCUGCUCUGGUACAGUGUGUACAAGUAUGAACCGACUCAAAAUCUGCACCUUCACUUGGUUUGUGUAGGAAAUGGAGCUCAAUCCUUUGAGUCUUCAUCUUUGGGACAUCACUCAACUUGGGAAAACAGUUUGGUUGUAUAUGAGCAGUGAUGAUUGGGAUUCAUUUGAGUGUGUUUAUUUCAGACUAUUUUUACAUAAACUAAUCAAAUAAUUACAUUUUUUGUCUUGUGAUGUUCUAAAAAUGUCCUUGUUUCCUUUUUCUUGAUAAAUAAAGUAACAUGUUAUCUUUAA
Molecule: messenger RNA, 2606 nt
Organism: Sebastes umbrosus (honeycomb rockfish)
Lineage: Eukaryota; Metazoa; Chordata; Actinopteri; Perciformes; Sebastidae
Gene: haus3
Product: HAUS augmin-like complex, subunit 3
Exons: 6
Coding region: 176-2179 (667 amino acids)
Biological process (GO): spindle assembly; centrosome cycle
Cellular component (GO): centrosome; mitotic spindle; HAUS complex
Source: RefSeq, a predicted model, not a curated record